Molecule: messenger RNA, 450 nt
Organism: Arabidopsis thaliana (thale cress)
Lineage: Eukaryota; Viridiplantae; Streptophyta; Magnoliopsida; Brassicales; Brassicaceae
Product: Zinc finger C-x8-C-x5-C-x3-H type family protein
Exons: 1
Coding region: 15-263 (82 amino acids)
Molecular function (GO): mRNA binding; metal ion binding
Source: RefSeq, marked reviewed
GGAGAAGAGAAAAUAUGUCUGAAGAAAAAUUCCCAGAACGUCCAGGCGAACCAGAGUGCAGCUAUUAUCUUAGAACUGGAAACUGUUAUCUGAAACAAAACUGCAAAUACCAUCACCCGAAGAAUAUAACGCCGAGCGAGCCUCAAUGUACUCUCAAUGACAAGGGCUUACCAUUAAGACCUGGUCAAGCCAUUUGCCCGCAUUACAGUCGCUUCGGCAUUUGCAGAUCCGGUCCGACUUGUAAAUUCGACCAUUUUACCUAACCAUCAUCCUCAACUUGCAAAUGAUAAAUUUGAAACUGAUAUUCCUUAUCUCGUGUUUAUUUUCAAUAAUAUUCUAAUAUCUAUGUUUUAUUUACUCUUUAUAUGUAUGAAAGGAUGUUAUUAAUCUAAGGAUCAAGUUAAUCACCAUGGUAUCAAAUUUUCAUUUCAUGUAACAAAAUUGGAUUUU